GCCAAGUUUACCAAGAAGAGAAACACCGGACGGUUGUCUUAACAUCAGGUAAACGAAAACAAUGGAUCUGAAACCUAUAUUGAAGAAGCUGGGCUCAGUUGUCCGCGCAAUCUGUACUUUUGGGUUUGCUGCGCUGGUUAUGUGCUUGUUGGUGUGGGCCUAUGUAGACGGUUUUCAGCUGGCAACAUCCAAAUAUGGAAUCAUCUCCUUUGGCUUUUAUGGACUACUCCUCUCACUUCACGUGUUGGUCCAGAGCCUCUUCGCUUUCAUUGAACACCGGCGAAUGAAAGCACGCACUGAGCCCUGCAUCUUCACCAAAACAAUUGGCUUCACAAUAUCAUCCUUUCAGGAGGACCCCACCUAUCUCAAGGAGUGCCUAAACUCCAUCAAGGCCCUCAGCUAUCCUCUGGAGCUGCUGCGCAUCAUCAUGGUGAUCGACGGGAACUCAGAUGAUGACCGGUACAUGAUGGAAAUGUUCAGAGAGGUGUUUAAAGACCGGGACCCUGGCUGUUAUGUGUGGAAAAACAACUACCAUACAUGGAAUCCCAUCCAGGCCCAGCAGAAUGUGGAAACGGCGACAGAAAUGGGCCCAGGAACGGAUGCUGAAAUAGGCUCAGGAGGAGUUUCUGAAAUGGGACCAGGAGGGGAUGCUGAGACAGACACAGGAGUAAAUGCUGAUCAAACUUUUGUUGAGGACCCAGAGCGAAAAGACGUAGAGUACCUGAUCCGGAACAAGCAGUGCGUGUGCAUCAUGCAGAAGUGGGGCGGCAAGCGAGAGGUGAUGUACACAGCGUUCAAAGCACUUGGGUCAUCAGUGGACUAUAUACAGGUGUGUGACUCAGACACCAAGCUGGACCCUCUGGCCACCAUAGAGCUGUGUAAAGUGUUGCAAAGUAACGACAAGUACGGUGCUGUGGGAGGGGAUGUGAUGAUCCUCAACCUGAAAGACUCCUACAUCAGCUUCAUGAGCAGUCUUAGAUACUGGAUGGCUUUCAACAUCGAAAGGUCCUGCCAGUCCUUCUUCGACUGUGUGUCCUGCAUUAGUGGUCCUUUGGGUCUGUAUAGGAACGAUCUCCUCCAGCAGUUUCUGGAAUCCUGGUACAAUCAGAUGUUUUUGGGAAGUCACUGCACAUUUGGUGACGAUAGACAUCUUACCAACCGAAUGCUGAGCAUGGGCUAUGCUACAAAAUACACAGCCCGCUCCAAAUGUUACACGGAGACACCUGCUCAGUUUCUGCGCUGGCUGAACCAGCAGACUCGCUGGACAAAAUCAUACUUCCGCGAGUGGCUUUUCAAUGCAAUGUGGUGGCACAAGCACCACCUCUGGAUGACUUACGAGUCCAUUGUCUCGGGUAUUUUCCCCUUCUUUGUUACAGCCACAAUCAUCCAGCUGUUUUGGACAGGCACGGUGUGGGAUAUCGUCUGGAUCCUAUGCUGCAUCCAGCUGAUUGGGCUGGUGAAAGCGUCUUAUGCCUGCAUCCUGCGCAGAGACAUGGUGAUGGUGUUCAUGUCACUUUACUCGGCCUUGUACAUGACCAGCCUGCUGCCUGCCAAGUACUUUGCCAUUCUCACCAUGAACAAAAGCAGCUGGGGGACAUCUGGCAGGCGUAAGAUUGUAGGGAACUACAUUCCUCUUCUCCCUCUGUUGGUGUGGAUGGCCAUUUUAUUAAGUGGGCUGGGUUACUCAAUUUACAGGGAGAGUCAACUGGACUGGUCAGAGGCAGCCAAAGUAGAGGAGCUCACCUUUAUUAUUUUUAGUUGCGUGGCCUACACCAUAUACUGGCUGCUUAUGAUCCUCCUUUACUGGGUGUGGUUUCGCAGGUUAUGUAGAAGACGGAGAGGAAGUUAUAAUCUAAAUGUGUAGUGUCCACUGAAGGACAACAAAUAGAAAAAGUUUUUAUUUAUUUAUUUAGUCUCGAACUUCAGUAACUGAUGGACAGGGCUUUUUCCUACCGGUUCUAAACCAAUACACUUCAAAGUGUUAAUAUUGAAGAAAUUAAUAAUAUCUUCACUACAUAAGGUAAUAUGGAGAUGUUGUUGCACAUUUAAAUGAAACUGUACUGAGGGCUUUUGCGCCCAUGCACAUCUCAGGUUUCUCUGUGUCAGUUUAUGACCAAAAGAAAGCAUUUAUAGUUAUUCAAGAUAUUAUGUUUAGGCUAUAUAUCUGCAUAAUGUAUGUAAGCGUACUUCAACAACAAUCAUUUCAUCACUGUCAUUGUAACUGGCACUGAAUCCUGGAGGACACUUUUUGAGUUGCAGACUUACUUAAAGCAUUUCAGAAAAUGGCUAAUAUAUUGUAUGCAAUUCUGUGUGAAAUGCACCUUGUUUGUUUUAACAAUGCACACACACACACGCACACGCACACGCACACACACACACACACA
Eleginops maclovinus (Patagonian blennie) is the source of this 2384-nucleotide messenger RNA. RefSeq names its product hyaluronan synthase 1 (gene has1). Gene Ontology annotation, molecular function: hyaluronan synthase activity. The coding region runs from base 62 to 1864 and encodes 600 amino acids. NCBI's taxonomy places the organism in Eukaryota, Metazoa, Chordata, Actinopteri, Perciformes, Eleginopidae. Gene Ontology annotation, biological process: hyaluronan biosynthetic process; extracellular matrix assembly. Gene Ontology annotation, cellular component: plasma membrane. The record is from RefSeq and is a predicted model, not a curated record. The transcript is spliced from 5 exons.